UGCAUUUCACGACCAGAGUCGGGCAGAGGAAGCCAGAUAAGAACUGAAACACCUUUCUUCUGUCCUGUCUUGGUUGUGGAAAGUGUGCCAGGAAAGCUAUCAAAGAAUAUGUUUUGUGUCUUCUAAACGUUGUAACUUUAUAGGCACUUUUUACUUUGGAAAGUAAAUGUUCUAACAGUAGUCUAUCAUGAUAUUCUUCUAAAGAAAAAACCUCUAUGGAAAUACAUUUUGUUGCUAGAUGAUGUUCAUGUCUUCUAGAGGAUUACAACCUGCACUUUAAACAAUCAUUCAGGAAUAAAACAGUCAAACAGACAUUUUGAAAAGUAUAUUCUACAAGAUUCAGAAUGACGUCAGCAGUUAGUGAUUUGAAGAUGACGUCACCGGCCUACUCCUACAACAUGACGACUCACGUCUACGACACGUACGACCUAUUUAUCCAUCCGCAUUGGUAUCAGUUCGCGCUCAUCUCUCCAGCGUGGCACUACGCUAUGGGCAUCUUCAUCACCUUCGUCAGUAUCUUUGGUUCAUUGGGCAACCUUCUGGUCAUGUAUAUAUUUGGAACAACCAAAUCUCUGAGGACACCUUCCAAUAUGUUUAUAGUCAAUCUUAGUAUGAGUGAUUUCAUCUUCUCGAUUAUCAUGGGAUUCCCGCUCAUGACCAUCUCAUGUUUCAACAGACGUUGGAUAUUCGGAAAAGUGGCCUGUGAGCUCUACGGACUUGUGGGUGGGAUUUUCGGUCUGAUGUCCAUCAACACCCUCGCCGUGAUUGCCUUUGACCGCUACUCCGUCAUCGCCCGUCCAAUCAAAGCGUCGAGGUCCCUGAGUUUCAGGAAGGCAUUCUUCAUGCUGGUGUUUGUGUGGUGCUGGUCUACAACAUGGACGAUACCCCCGCUUUUUGGUUGGGGCGCUUACAUUCCUGAAGGCUUUCAGACAUCUUGUACAUUCGACUACUUGACUAGAAAUGACUACUUCCGGUCUUACAUUUUGUGCCUGUAUAUCUUUGGCUUCUGCUGCCCUCUAUCGGUCAUUUUGUACUGCUACUUCUUCAUCUACAGGGCAGUCGCCAAACACGAGAAGGAAAUGGGUCAGAUGGCUAAAAAACUGAAUGCGGAGAUCAGACAAGGUCAGAGCGCACAAAAAGCUGAGAUCAAGACAGCCAGGAUUGCCAUGACCAUCGUUAUAACCUAUUUGAUGUCCUGGGUGCCAUACGCCACAAUUGCUUUGAUUGCACAGUUUGGCCCAGCAGAAUUGGUCACGCCCUACGUCUCGGAGCUGCCCGUCAUGUUUGCUAAAGCAUCCGCCAUGCACAACCCCAUGAUCUACGCCCUUUCACACCCAAGAUUUAGAGAGGCAUUGGAUAAGAAGUUCCCGUGGUUGCUCUGCUGUUGCGGAGUUUCUGAGAAGGAAAAAGAACUGGCCAGCGCCGCCGCUGCAGACAAGUCCAAGAUGAACCGCAUGGACAGCGUCAAUAGCACAGCAGUGGGUGGCAACCAGAGUCAGAUGAGUGAGAUCAGUAAUCUGGACAGCGAUGCUGGAGCAGAAGAAGUAGAACCUGCGCGUGCGGGCAUGCGCAUGAAACCAGUGGCAGAUAAGCCUAGAACUCAGGCUGCCCAGCCCGAUAACUCUGCCCUAGUUAAGGACAUUAUGCAAGCAUUGGCUGGAGCAAUGGCCAGUGCCCAGGCUGGUCAAGCUGCCCCUUCAUACCUCCCUCCACAAGCUUUGGGAGGCGCAGCCCAAGACCCACAAGUACAGCAAAUGAUUUACGCCAUCUCUCAAGGAAUGAUGGCCAAUCAGGCACCGCGCCUAGCUCAGACUGGCACAACCUACUCUGGAAGUGGACCCGCUGUCGCUAUCAACCUGCCUCCACCUAAUGUCGUCACAACGCAGGCUGAGGUCAACGGUGGUCACGUGAACAAAGCCUACCAAGCCGACUGAAACCAACACAGCAGCAAUAAGCUCUAGAUGAUAAACUAAGGACUCAAUGAGUAAAGAGAAAGUUUCUCCUGCAGUGUGAACUUGAUCUAGAAUACACUCUCAAGAUGUACAUCUUUUUUUUUUCUUCUUUUUUUAAAGAAAGUAAAACAUUAGAAUCUAUAAAUCAAAAAUAUUUUUCGCGGAUAGAUUGUUCAUUAAUUCUUGAUUUCUAAAUAUGUAAUGCUCGAUAUUGAGUCAUGUCAGGUCUCUAGCUAAGCAAAUAUUAAACCGUAAAAAUUAUUUAUUAUAAGCUUCUUGCUAGGUUAUUUUAUCUAAACAUAGAAAAAAAGUCAUUUGGUAAAAUUAUUUUCAAUCUAAAUUAUUUUGUCAGAGAAGGUUUAGUAUUUAUUAUUUCAGUGUCUCCAUGUAGCACAUCCUUGACCUAAUUUUAACGUACCACAUCAUUUUCUAAUCCCUUCCACUCAUAUGCACACAACUUUUGUGUAUCAAGCAAAUCCUAUGAACUAUACUAAACAACUUUUGUGUAUCAAGCAAAUCUUAUGAUCUCAACUAAACUAGUUCCAUCAUGUGUUAUCAUGUGUAUAACACAUCACAUAUCACCAUAUUGUCAUCUGUGUAGGGCCAUAUUGUCUGCUACUAUGUAAAAGUCUGGUGUGACUGAUUUGUUUUACAGGGCCAUAUAUAUAGGCCAGUGACAAUGAUUGUUGAUAACAUUCUUCUUUUCUUACUUCCUUGUUUCCAACCAUAUUUACUAUUGCGAUGAUCUCAACCAAUAAAAGUCUUGACUGCGCUGUGUCUGUGAUUUCGAGUGGGCUCUUUUAUGUAGGGUCACGUGAUAAGGUCAUGUGGCAGCGUAGAUGAUGGGAUAAUUCAAGUUUUACUCGGAUCUCCAUUGCUGGUUCGACCAGAGACAACUCCAGCUUCGUGUAGUCCUGGCUUUGCUUUGAACGGAAGUUGUGUGGAAUGUAAGCAAGGCUAUU
Biomphalaria glabrata is the source of this 2914-nucleotide messenger RNA. Its product is annotated as rhodopsin-like. NCBI's taxonomy places the organism in Eukaryota, Metazoa, Mollusca, Gastropoda, Planorbidae. The coding region runs from base 345 to 1934 and encodes 529 amino acids. The transcript has 12 exons. Gene Ontology annotation, biological process: G protein-coupled receptor signaling pathway; visual perception. Gene Ontology annotation, molecular function: G protein-coupled receptor activity. The record is from RefSeq and is a predicted model, not a curated record. Gene Ontology annotation, cellular component: membrane.